AUGUAUGAGCGGCUAAUUCGAGAAAUAAAGAAGACCCUCUACAAGACUAUGGGGAGGUCAAGUCUGCAUUACGAACAGAUGGAGGAAGUUGUCGUCGACAUCGAGCGACAUCUAAAUAAUCGACCACUCACGUACGUAGAAAGUGACAACGGAGAAGACCACGUCCUCACCCCAAACAUCAUCAUGUGGGGGCAGGAUUCUCACAUUCUUGAAGAUAUCGAGGUUGACGAAAACGAAGUUAGCAAGCUGCAUGCGCGACUAAUGAUGAAACGAGAGCAAGUUUGGCAGCGUUGGAGACGAGAAUACAUCCACAGCUUGAUGGAGAGUCACCGCGUUAAGAGGGGAGGUAACAUCACUCCUGACAUAGGAGAAGUCGUUCUUCUAGUUGGAGAAAGCAAAAACCGAGAAAUUAGAGCUGCGAGCAAGCAGAUACCAGAGCGUGCGCCACCUGCAGCAUCGGAGGUCAUCGUGAGGCCGACUCGAGGAGCAGCACGAGAUGCGCGCGAAAAAGUUCGCGUCCUACUCGAAGAUGACGAGUGAACUCGGUGACAACACAGCAAGAAGACUACGUUGUAAAAGCGGAAAGUCAACGAUGUAAAUAAUACGGGACUUAUUCUACAAACUCUAUACAGAAAGAGACUUUAAAGAGACUCUUAUUGUUUUGUCUAUAAAAUUAAUUCAAGGAUCAUCAAUUUUAGGGGAGAGUGACCGGAACUGAUUUGGUGUCAUUGUGUGACAAAUUGUAAAUAGUCAUUUGAUUCCAUUAUUGUAAUAUGAGAGGGGGUGUGUGAGAGUAGAGGGAGAACAGCGCGUGAAGAACACGAGACAAGACAAGCGAGGAGAGAGAGAUAAGUGAACACUUUUUAUACUUUUACUACUUGAUUACA
Molecule: messenger RNA, 887 nt
Organism: Nematostella vectensis (starlet sea anemone)
Lineage: Eukaryota; Metazoa; Cnidaria; Anthozoa; Actiniaria; Edwardsiidae
Exons: 2
Coding region: 1-540 (179 amino acids)
Source: RefSeq, a predicted model, not a curated record